Messenger RNA from Mercurialis annua (annual mercury), 1299 nucleotides. Its product is annotated as protein trichome birefringence-like 43. The transcript has 5 exons. NCBI's taxonomy places the organism in Eukaryota, Viridiplantae, Streptophyta, Magnoliopsida, Malpighiales, Euphorbiaceae. Gene Ontology annotation, cellular component: Golgi apparatus. Gene Ontology annotation, molecular function: O-acetyltransferase activity. The coding region runs from base 121 to 1212 and encodes 363 amino acids. The record is from RefSeq and is a predicted model, not a curated record.
CAAUAACCGAUACGUGAAAUAAUUAUUCCUAUUAUAAGCUAUCUCCUAUAGUAAACUAAGCACAUAUUAUGAGUUUCACCAACUCUUCUUCACCGAUACUCCUCUUCCUCUCCUAUCAAAAUGUAUAGUAAUUUCACCAUUAAAGCUCAAAUGUUAUUACUCUUUUUUGUUCUUGCUCUAGUUCUUCACAGUAUUGAAGGGUUGGUGAAGGUAGAAGAAAUAGGAAAAAGUGGGUGUGAUUUAUUUAAAGGGAGAUGGGUUAAUGAUGAUUCAAAUCCUCUUUAUCAUACCUCUCAAUGUCCAUUCAUAGAAAAAGAAUUUGAUUGUCUUAAAAAUGGAAGGCCAGAUCAAGAUUUUCUUCAUUACACAUGGCAACCUACUGCCUGCAACUUUCCCAGGUUUGAUGGUGGAGAAAUGUUAUCAAAAUUAGAAGGAAAAAGCAUAAUGUUCGUAGGAGAUUCAUUGAGUUUGAACCAAUGGCAAUCUCUUACGUGUAUGCUUCAUGUAGCUCUCCCUAAUGCCAAAUUUUCCAAUAUCAGAACUGGUGGUCUCUCCACUUUCACCUUCCCUGAGUAUAAAGCAAAAAUAAUGUUCUCACGCAAUGCAUUUCUAGUGGACAUUGUUAAUACAAGCUCUGGUGCAGUUCUUAAACUUAAUUCCAUUGAAGCUGGAGAAUUAUGGAAAGGAAUCGAUGUAUUGAUCUUCGAUACAUGGCAUUGGUGGCUUCAUACCGGCAGAAAACAACCAUGGAAAUUUAUUGAGGAUGGAGGGAAUAUAUAUGAAGACAUGGAUAGAUUAGUAGCAUAUGAGAAAGCAAUGAAAACAUGGGCUAAUUGGGUCGACCAAAAUGUAGAUCCCAGCAAAACUUUGGUCUUCUUUCAAGGUGUUUCACCAGAUCAUAACAAUGGAAGUGAAUGGGGAGAGCCAAAGGCAAAAAACUGUGAAGGGCAAAAGCAACCAGUGAUUGGUUCUAAUUAUCCAGCUGUCCAUCCAGCAGAGCUAGUUGUGGAGAAAGUGUUAAAUGACAUGUCAAGCCACGUGUAUUUGCUUAAUGUCACAGCGCUGUCACAGUUAAGGAAAGACGGUCAUCCAUCUGUUUACGGGCAUGGUGGUCAUAAUGACAUGGAUUGCAGCCAUUGGUGUCUACCUGGUGUUCCUGAUACUUGGAAUCAACUCCUCUAUGCAAUACUUUUACAAAAAAUUAGCAAUUAAAUCUAUUUUUCAUUUACCAAAUUAUUAAUAUUAUUUACAUUUCACAAGUAAAAUAGAAAUAAGAAAAUGGGUAAUUAUAUUUUCAAA